Messenger RNA from Besnoitia besnoiti, 861 nucleotides. Its product is annotated as putative ferredoxin. NCBI's taxonomy places the organism in Eukaryota, Apicomplexa, Conoidasida, Eucoccidiorida, Sarcocystidae. Gene Ontology annotation, cellular component: mitochondrion. Gene Ontology annotation, biological process: P450-containing electron transport chain. The transcript is spliced from 5 exons. Gene Ontology annotation, molecular function: 2 iron, 2 sulfur cluster binding. The coding region runs from base 1 to 861 and encodes 286 amino acids. The record is from RefSeq and is a predicted model, not a curated record.
AUGCGAGCCCGAAGGUUGUCGCGGUGUGUGCGUGGGAUUUUGGGUGUGGCGCAGAGGCAUGCGUCCCCGAGCUCGCCUUCGUUUUCCUCUCCUUUUGCGGUCGCCAACGCGCGACCGUUUUCUUCUUCCUCCAGCGCUUUUUUUGCCGUUUUGUCCGUACCCCUGAAGCAAGAAGGUGCAUGCGCCCUCCGCCUUUUCGCUAGCUGGACUUCGUCCAGCAGCUCCUGCGCUCGCCAUUCUUGCCUGUCUGCCUCGUCUGUCUCUCGAGCCCCGGCUGGCGUCCGUCCUCUGUCUUCGUCUCUCCCCUCCGAGGUGCCGCCGCUUCCCUCGUCAAUCCUCCAACCUCGUCUUCUUUUCUCAGCCGCGCCGCAGAGCGAGCCCUCCGUUUGCGGGAAAAGGGGAUUUCUCUGGUUUGGCAAGAAGGACGGCGAGGAGGGAACGCCACGCGCCGCGGCUGAGACCACGAGCGAGAGCGCCUCAGAGGGCGCGACGCAAAGCGCAAGUGGAGCCCAGGCAGCCGGCGGAGCCCCCACAGUGACCUUCGUCAGCGCAGACGAGCAAACCAAGUUGCCGUGCACUUACAGGCCCGGACAGACGCUGCUGAUGGUCGCCUUGGAGAACGAGGUCGGCAUCGAGGGCGCAUGCGGCGGCCAGUGUGCAUGCAGCACCUGCCACGUCAUCUUGAACGAGAAGGAUUUUUCCAAGUUUCCCGAGCCCGACGACGACGAGCAAGACAUGCUGGAUUUGGCUGUUCACACUACAAAUACGUCGCGGCUCGGCUGUCAGUUGAAGCUCACUGAAGAUCACAGCGGGCUGGAGGUGCGGCUUCCGGCGGCGACAGUCAACCAAAUGUACCGCUGA